UAAUACAGCCAUGUCAUUUCACCCUGAGGUUGAGCGGCUUUGGUGACUUCGCCGUCGGUGUACAGGAACAAGGUUGAUGCCCUCGCGCUUUUCGUCAGCUCCGAGCGAGAAGAAUACUCCGGUCACACGAAGUCCGUGAGAGCAGCAGCUCAUGGCCGGUUGAAAGCCAGGAGCAAUGUGCGAUAGGGUUGGGUGCUCGAGGAGCGAGGCACGCGUGGCGGUUGAAUUCACCCCAACCAGGGGCCCCUGACCUUGGCGGGCUGAGGCCCCGAAUGUGCGGGUAUGCUUCAACCUUCCUGGUCGUGGCGACAUGGCCGUGCUGUGUUUGCCCAAUGAAAUGCAGCGAGGCAGAUCGCCCUUGCAGCCCACCGUCGGGACAGCUUCGGGACAAGUCACGACGGGAUUCCCUCCCAAAUCCCGUCUCUUCUUCUGCUUCUUCUCUCCUUCUCCACCUUCUUCUUCGCCUCCUUUUGCUUUUGGCGGCACUUCCGUGUCCGCUCUCUGCCAGCGAGCCGCUGUGCCGCCGUGCCGCAGUUUCAGAUUCAGCCAACGGCGGCGCGUUCGCUCUACACUCCCGUCUCCCGAUGCUUAAUCGCACCCUCUGUCAUAAACAGCUCCUCCACGGGUUUCUUGGUGCGACCUGCAUCACGGCGGAGGGACCAGGCUGCCCCAUGACAUGCGGAUACGAAAGCUGGGACUGGGUGCAGUAACGAAUGCUCCUGCUGGACGCCAGCUGCUCCUCCGUUGCGCCAGCCCUCAUGUGCGCCCCGUAGCUGGAGGCGGCACCUCCAAGGGCACCUGCGCAGCCACGCAGUCCGUCACUGAUACACCAAGUGACUGGUUCUGCAAUUGCUCACGGGGGUGGCGGUGGCCAUGGCGAUGGCAUAGGCAGCAGCACCGCUUGCGCUUGGCAGUGCUGGUCGGGGUGAUAUGGGCAGCAAUAUCGAGCGUGACGGACCGGUAACCCAUGUGAAUGCGACAAUACACGGAGAUCACUCUGAAGCCCGACAUGCUGUCAUGCCAGCACGCAAGUAUGGUAUGCGCACGUGGAUGGCGGAGGGGCUAGUUUGGGUUCGCGGUUUCCGUACUCAUUUUACGAACGGGGGGUGGGAGUGUGGGAGACCGUGAGGGCAUGAUGGCGCAGGUUCGUAAUGUUGUGCAGCAGGCCUGCUGAACCUGUGACGCAUGCACUACCGUAUGCCACUAUCACAUUAACAGGACCCC
This is a messenger RNA of Chlamydomonas reinhardtii, 1224 nucleotides long. RefSeq lists its product as uncharacterized. Lineage: Eukaryota; Viridiplantae; Chlorophyta; Chlorophyceae; Chlamydomonadales; Chlamydomonadaceae. Bases 338 to 592 code for a protein of 84 amino acids. The record is from RefSeq and is a predicted model, not a curated record. The transcript has a single exon.